Cetraspora pellucida is the source of this 135-nucleotide messenger RNA. The record is from the annotation of a GenBank genome assembly. NCBI's taxonomy places the organism in Eukaryota, Fungi, Glomeromycota, Glomeromycetes, Diversisporales, Gigasporaceae.
AUGAAAAGAAAUAAGGCACAAACCAAAGGAAUAUUAGAACAAUAUGAUAGUCUAGAAAUUGGGAAAGAAAUAUGUUACAGUUAUUAUUUAGACAUUGUUGAGCCUGAUCGUAAUUUAAAAAAAAUAUCCAGUUGA